Molecule: messenger RNA, 447 nt
Organism: Sordaria macrospora k-hell
Lineage: Eukaryota; Fungi; Ascomycota; Sordariomycetes; Sordariales; Sordariaceae
Cellular component (GO): mitochondrial inner membrane peptidase complex
Source: RefSeq, a predicted model, not a curated record
AUGACGCCCCCCUGCCAAUCCUUCAAAGCCAAAGCCCUCCCGACACACAUCCAAGUCGGCCCCGACCACCGCGUCCGCAAGACUUCUUCCGGUGAGCGGAUCGAUCUGCUCCGGGACUGCAGCGAGCUCUUCGGGUUGAUGCAGUAUGAUUGCCAGGUGCGCGAUCCGGAGCUGAGGGAGAGCCAGAUUGAGUGUUGGCCUGUUCAGCGGUUAUUUCGGAGGUGCAAGGACAAAAAUGGGCCGUUCACGGUUGAGACCACGGCUUGGGAAGGGACAGCCGCGGCACAAGCAGCAGCAGCGUCAUCGGUAGCUAACGGCAAAGCCAAAGCGACAUCGGCUAGCAACAAACGGUCACUAGUUGAACAGGAGCAGCAGCAGAUCGAUCAUCGCACAUGGGGCAGAGAGGAUGAUAAGGAGGAUAGAUGGUGGAAUAGAAAGAAGCAGUGA